GCCGCUGGGUUGCGCGCUUAGCCGACAUUGACGCGUCCUCGCGAUUUGGCCCGACAAGCCCACUCUCGUGACAUCAUGGUGGCUUACUGGCGACAGGCUGGACUCAGCUACAUCCGAUACUCCCAGAUCUGUGCAAAAGCAGUGAGCGAUGCUCUGAAAACAGAAUUCAAAGCAAAUGCCGAAAAGACUUCUGGCAGCAGCGUAAAAAUUGUGAAAGUGAAAAAGGAGUAAUCCAUCCUGACUAAA
This is a messenger RNA of Hipposideros armiger (great roundleaf bat), 246 nucleotides long. RefSeq names its product ATP synthase subunit epsilon, mitochondrial-like. NCBI's taxonomy places the organism in Eukaryota, Metazoa, Chordata, Mammalia, Chiroptera, Hipposideridae. The transcript has a single exon. Gene Ontology annotation, cellular component: mitochondrial inner membrane. The record is from RefSeq and is a predicted model, not a curated record. Gene Ontology annotation, molecular function: proton-transporting ATP synthase activity, rotational mechanism. Gene Ontology annotation, biological process: proton motive force-driven mitochondrial ATP synthesis. The coding region runs from base 76 to 231 and encodes 51 amino acids.